GUUACAACUUAAAUAUUUAGCUCAAAAGGUGGUAUGCAAGAAAAAUCAGUAAAAUAAUUAAUUUUCUUUAUUUUUUUAAUAAAUUUAUUUCCUGAGACUCUUCCAUGAAGCCUGCCUUCAUGCAGCUUAUCGUGGUCCUGACCUGAUCCUCCAGUCUCUGCAGAGAUGUGCAUCUUCAUCUCUUCAGCACUGACCAGUCUGCAGUGGCGCCAUCUGCUGGUUGGCUCUGAUUACUGCUGCGUCACCUCCUGCGACCGUUUCCACGUGAGCGCUUCUGCUGUCACGUGACAGGACGACCGGAAAGGACCUGAUAUGUCCGUCCGGACCUCAGACAGACUGGUUUCAGUGGUUCGGACCACUUUAACGUGACGGUGAGAGGGACAAGAACCGAACCGAGCUCCUGUCAGAACCUUCUGAAGAUAAAUAAAAUGGCGCCUUGGUGUUUUCUCCUGGUUCUUGUAAUCAUCUCAGCAGAACCGAACCUCUGUUCAGGAAGCAGGAAGUGUGUUGGCAGACACUUCGGCCACAGCUCUGUGGUGUGUGAGUGUAACUCCACCUACUGUGACAGCAUCGGGUCGGUACCUCUGCCCCCGCUGGGUCAGUACUCCUCCUACCUGAGCAGCAUGGAGGGCAGCAGGCUGGAGGCCCGCCAGGGUCAGAUCCAGGUCCGGACCAACGGCUCUGCACCAGGCCUCAGGUUGACCAUGGACCCCGUCCAGAAGUACCAGAGGCUCCGGGGCUUCGGAGGAGCCAUGACGGACGCAGCAGCCAUCAACAUCCUGAGCCUGUCUGCUGGAGCUCAGGAGCAGCUGCUGCAGCAGUACUUCUCCAGUGAAGGGAUCGGUUACAGCGUGGUGCGCGUCCCCAUGGCCAGCUGCGACUUCUCCACGCGCCUCUACACCUACGCAGACACACCUGGCGACUACAACCUGGUCAACUUCACUUUGGCCCCGGAGGACGUGGACAUGAAGAUUCCUCUCCUGAAGCGAGCCCAGGCCAUGUCUCCUCAGCCCCUGCACCUGCUGGCCAGCGCUUGGAGCGCCCCCGCCUGGAUGAAGACAAACGGUGCGCUCGUAGGAAAAGGCUCUCUGAAGGGUCAGCCGGGGGGCAAGGAGCACAAAGCCUGGGCUCAGUACUACAUCAGGUUUCUGGAGGAAUAUGCUAAAUAUAACCUCACCUUCUGGGCGCUGACGACAGGAAAUGAGCCCUCUGCUGGACUAAUAACGAACUACAGCUUCCAGGCUCUGGGUUUCACCCCUGAGGAGCAGAGGGACUGGGUGGCUCUGGAUUUGGGUCCUGCCGUGCGCUCCUCAUCCUUCCCACAAACACACAUCCUCAUCCUGGACGACAACCGCCUGCUGCUGCCUUACUGGGCCACAGUGGUUCUCAGUGAUGUUCACGCAGCCCGCUACAUUCAUGGCGUGGCGGUCCACUGGUACUUGGACAGUUUCGUCCCCGCAGAGAUUAGUCUGGGCUCCACCCACCACCUGUACCCGGAGUACUACCUGUUCGGCACCGAGGCGUGCGCCGGCUGGAGCACGGGGGACAGAGGCGUGAAGCUGGGCAGCUGGGAGAGGGCGGAGCAGUACGCGCACGACAUCAUCCAGGUCUUCAGAUGUGAUCCAGUUUGAAGUCUGGGAUCCAGCUCUUGGUUACAUCCCCUGCACCGCUCCGGCUCGGUCGCUGCUCACACUGGCUUGGAACACACUGAACACACACUGACACACGAACACAUACUGACACAC
Molecule: messenger RNA, 1745 nt
Organism: Austrofundulus limnaeus
Lineage: Eukaryota; Metazoa; Chordata; Actinopteri; Cyprinodontiformes; Rivulidae
Gene: gba1
Product: glucosylceramidase beta 1
Biological process (GO): glucosylceramide catabolic process
Molecular function (GO): glucosylceramidase activity
Source: RefSeq, a predicted model, not a curated record